Messenger RNA from Equus quagga, 1215 nucleotides. Its product is annotated as aldo-keto reductase family 1 member C23-like protein. Gene Ontology annotation, biological process: progesterone metabolic process; daunorubicin metabolic process; prostaglandin metabolic process. Gene Ontology annotation, molecular function: aldose reductase (NADPH) activity; androsterone dehydrogenase [NAD(P)+] activity; bile acid binding. The transcript has 9 exons. The coding region runs from base 42 to 1013 and encodes 323 amino acids. The record is from RefSeq and is a predicted model, not a curated record. Gene Ontology annotation, cellular component: cytosol. NCBI's taxonomy places the organism in Eukaryota, Metazoa, Chordata, Mammalia, Perissodactyla, Equidae.
CAAGAAUACAACAGUCUCCUUAGACAGAGGAGCAACACACAAUGGAUCCCAAAGGUCGGCACCUGAAACUAAAUGAUGGUCACUUCAUUCCUGUUCUGGGAUUUGGCACCUAUGCAGCUGAAGAGGUUCCUAAGAGCAAAACUGUGGAGGACACUAAAUUGGCUAUAGAUGCUGGGUUCCGCCAUAUUGAUUGUGCUCAUGCAUACGGUAAUGAAAAUGAGAUUGGACUGGCUAUCCAAAGCAAAAUUCAAGAUGGCACUGUGAAGAGAAGAGACAUAUUCUGCAAUUCAAAGCUUUGGGUCACUUGCCUUCAACCAGACUUGGUCCGACCAGCCUUGGAAAAGACUCUGAAGAAUCUUCACCUGGACUAUGUUGAUCUCUAUAUUAUUCAUUAUCCAACAGCUCUGAAGCCAGGGGAAGAACUUUAUCCAGAAGAUGAAAAAGGAAAAGCAAUAUUUGACACAGUGGAUUUCUGUGCCACGUGGGAGGCCAUGGAGAAAUGUAAGGAUGCAGGAUUGACAAAGUCCAUCGGGGUGUCCAACUUUAACCGUAGGCAGCUGGAGAAGAUCCUAAACAAGCCAGGGCUCAAGUACAAGCCCGUCUGCAACCAGGUGGAAUGUCAUCCUUAUCUCAACCAGAGGAAGCUGUUGGAUUUCUGCAAAUCGAAAGAUAUUGUCCUAGUUGCCUAUGGUGCUUUGGGAACACAACGUCCAAAACAAUGGGUGGACCAGAGCUCCCCGGUUCUCUUGGAAGAUCCAGUCCUUUGUGCCAUGGCAAAAAAGUAUGAGCGAACUCCAGCACUGAUUGCCCUUCGCUACCAGCUACAGCGUGGAGUUGUGGCCCUGGCCAAGUGUAUCAAUGAGAAGCAGAUGAAGGAGAACAUGCAGGUUUUUGAAUUCCAGUUGACUUCAGAGGACAUGAAAGCCAUAGAUGGCCUAAACCGAAAUCUUCGAUAUCUUCCUUUUCACAUUGCUGUUGGCCACCCUGAGUAUCCAUUUUCUGAUGAAUAUUAGCAUGGAGGCCUUUGUCCUGACUUCUCCCAGAAGCACUGCAUGUGGAUAGUGAGGUGUGAAACCUCUCAGACGUUGGUGAUUGGACGCUUCAGCAAAGGUUCUAUCCACGCUGCUUCACAACUCGUGCUCAGCCAGACUUAAGUCCCUCAGUCAGGAAUUAAAGGCACCCCAUUUUUGUCUCUUUCUGUAAAAAUUAAAGAUU